CAACGCUGAGCUCGCCGCAGUUUCUAUUAACUCGACUUAUAUGCUUUUAGCCUAUCUAGCUACUUCCGAGAGGGAAGCAUUUCUCUGCUGCACAUUUCCUGUUUCCUAGCAACAAGCGCAAUGUGGAAAUGGGGAUGGAUGAAAAAAAGACAAUUGGAAAAAGGGGGUUGCCCUUUACACAAUAAUAACCUUUUUUUUUAAAGAAUGAAUGGAAAUAUAUCUUUGGAGGAUGGAAUUGAACCAGUACUGCAACAGCUCUAUUUGCCAGCUUCUCCUAAAAUCAAGCCACUCUCCUAAGUGUGUGGAACUGGUUCUCAACAUCUUCUACUGUGUUACCUCCCUGGACACUCCUUGGAACUUAUCUUAAAGAACUAUCUUUCUUGUAUACGGACAAUACCAGGCAUCUAAUGCAUUUCCCUCCUGCAUAUUCAUACACUUUGUGUCUGGUGCUCUUUAUUCAAUCGCUAUCUUGUAAUGGCACUGCAAAACACUGGCAGGAAAAAAGUUUUCCCUUGCAAACAAUGUGGCAUUGUAUGUCCUAAUAUGCCCAGUCUGCUUAAGCACAUGGAUGCUCAUCUUGAACAAGAGGAAGAACGCAAAUUUAAAUGUGAUGAAUGCGGACGUGGUUAUAGGCAUGCAGGUAGCUUAGCUAACCACAAAAAGACUCACGAAGUAGGUACUUUUCAAUGUAACAUCUGUGGUAAAGAAAACUCUAAUGCUUUGGCCCUGAAGAGUCAUCUCAGGAGCCACACUUCACAGAAAAAGUACUCCUGUGCCGAAUGUGGGAAAGGUUUUCGUCUGGCAACGCAGCUGACUACACAUGAGAAUGUUCAUCUUGCCAGGCGAGUAAAGGAGCAGUCGUUUAGAAAGGUAGAUAUGGACUAUUCCACACAUGAAGUUGAAAAUGAUCACCCACAUCAUCUCAGUGAGCAGUCUGCAAGUGUUGGGACUUCUACAGAAAAUAGCCCAGCUGAGGACAAGACAGGGGUUGUUUAUAAUGCAGAAUCUGAGACUUCUGAGGAUGCAGCAAAUCGACCUUUCAGAUGUGAUUUGUGUGACAAAUCAUACAUACACCAUCGAAGCCUGACCAAUCAUAAAAAGACUCACCAAGUGGGAAUGUUUGAGUGCACAGUGUGUUUCAAACUGUUUAAUAACAUGGCUGCACUCUACAGCCACCAGAGAUCUCACAAGGCAAGAAGUGUGACAGACCCUGAUUCAAUGGGUGGGUCACACACCGGCGUACCACCGGACCAGUUUUCACCUCAGAGCCAGGAUGAUCCAGGAAAUUUUUGCCAUUUGUGUCAGGUACUAUUCCCCAAUGAUGAAGAGUUCCAGGAACACAUCCAAAUGCAUAACUCUUCAUCUCGGUCGUUUGGCCUUCAAGAUACCGUGUCAGAGAACCAUAAUAUAUCAUAUGACAGCAGUAUUGCUUCGCCUGAGUCAAAUUUUUAUGCAUCUCCUAUAAAUAAUGUUCCCUCAGUAUCCUCAAUAGAUAAUCAUUUAGGCUUUGAUCAGCCACAGGAGCAGAUUAUAAGUAACAGUCAGGUGUACUCUGACUGCUCCAACAAUCAAACACCACCUUCCAGUAGCACUCAGGGAGAACCCCCAAUCAUAGACACGAGCAUUCUUAAUCCUGCCCUGAAGCACGCUCAAAACACUGACCGUGCAACUGAAAUGGAAGAGACUUCAACUGUAGAUUCCGACGAGCGUCCCUUCAAGUGUCAUAUAUGCGGUAAAAGCUACCGGCACUCUGGGAGCCUCAUCAACCACAAAAGGUCACAUCAGGUUGGGAUUUACCAAUGUUCUUUCUGCAGAAAGAGCUAUCCUCACCUGGCUGCCCUCAAAAGUCAUCUUCGUCUCCACAAAGCUCAGUCAUCUUUUGGCCUCAACGAUGAGGGAGACUGGCUCUCCUCAGAGCCUCUGACUCUGGAUAACCAGCAGGGCAGCUUCUCCUCUCAAGAUGAGGAGGAGGAGGAGGAUGAGGAGGAGGAGGAGGAGGAGGAUCACGCUCUCCCUGUGCUUGGUAUGGAUCAGGAGAAUGGAGUUGAACACAACAAUGGAGCUUUGUACCAUGAGCAUUUUAAUCAGAACUUUUCCCAGGAUAUGACUGUGCAUCUACCUCACAACGAACACCUGAUGCAGAGACACAUGUGUGCAGACUGUGGUGAAACAUUUGCAGAUAUUGCAGGGAUUAAGUCUCACAGUUGCCCACUGCUACAGCAGCAACAUGACACUACUAGCAGUGACUAUGGCAGUAAUAUACAUUUCCAGGACAGUGAUCACUGUGCCAUUGGAAAUCCAGGAAGUAAUGUUGAGUUCCAUGGUCUGAAUGAAAGCCACGGCCAAAGUUACUUUGAACAGAACUUCCGUGACAAUAUGAACAGUGAUCAGUUGAAUGGUGGCGGAGAAGGUGAUAAUGCUGAGGAGGAGGAUGAUGAUGAUGGAGAUCUUUAUCAGUGUUCUUUAUGUGGAAACAGCUACACUAGCAUGAUGGCUCUCAGGAGCCAUCUCCGAGGCCACACACAGUCCCACGAUACUCCUGCAAGCUCAGGGCCUUCCUCCAUGUCCUCCCAUGAAGAAGUGAAAGAUGAUGAGACCGGAGAGAUGAUGAUCUGUAGCACAUGUGGGGAAAGUUUUGCCAAUAGGCAGGACCUGAUAACUCAUCAGCUUCUACACAACAAGGACCAGGUAGAUAAUGCUACUCAUUUACAUAUGAACAACAGUGAUGUUCCUGGAGGCAAGGAGGAAGCACAGAGUAUCAUCUGUGGCAGCUGUGGCAUCUUCUGUACCAGCUACCAUAAUCUUGAGAACCAUGGUUGCACAGCUGAGAGGACAGAUGAGUCCACACAUGGUAAAGAGGAAAUUAAUGUAAAUCAUGUUGCCCAGUAUGAAGAUACGAGUCACGUCAAAGAAACUGUUGAUGCCGAAGAUCGUCAGUACAAAUGUGAUCAGUGUGGGCGUUCAUACAGACACGCAGGCUCCCUGCUUAACCACAAAAAGUCCCACAAAACCGGUGUAUUCAGAUGCCUCGUCUGCCAGAAGCGCUUCUACAACCUGUUGGCCCUUAAAAACCACCAGAGGUCCCACUUUGAUAUUAAGAGGCAUACUUGCAAUGAGUGUGGAAAAGCCUUCAAAAUUCAGAAGCAGUUACUGAAUCACCUGAAAAGGCACAAAGAGAACCAAGCUAAAAUCCAGGACCUCAACAACCAGAUCCAGGCCCUCAUGCAGAUGAAUGGGCCCAGGUCAGACGGAGAAGUGCAGUCCUUAACUUCAAAUGCCAAUCAGGCUUUUACUUCGUCUCGGCACUGCAAGCAGCUGCCUGGAAGGAAGAGAGGACAAACAAAGCGUGAGACUACAGUCAAAUUAGAGGAUGCAGGUGACCAACGGCCUUUUGCCUGUGACCAGUGUGGGCGUACAUACCGCCACGCAGGAAGUCUGGUCAACCACAGGAACUCCCAUAAAACAGGUGAAUAUUACUGUUCAGUUUGUAACAACACUUACUCCAAUCAACUAGCAAUGAAGAACCACUUGCGCACCCACUUUGCAUAUAAAAAGCACUCUUGCCAAAACUGUGGAAAAGGCUUUAGGGGAAAGAAGCAGCUAUUGGCCCAUGUUUGUGCAGGCAUCAGAAAGGAUGGGGCCGCAGGCAGGAGGGGUCUAAAAUCUAGAGCGUUUAAGUGUAAGGAAUGUAAGCAGGUCUUUCUCUCUGUUGACCAACUGACAGCCCACACCUGUGAUGGACCAUCAGGCAGCAUUGAUGCACAAAGAAACGUGUCUCCAAAUAAAGUGGAGCGCCCUUUCACGUGCAACAUAUGUAAUCGCAGCUACCGUCAUGCAGGCUCACUCCUGAACCACAAAAACACCCACAAGACAGGACACUUCAGUUGCACCUUCUGCUCUAAGCCCUUCACUAACCCCAUGGCUUUACGCAAUCACACACGCAUCCAUACACAGAAGAAAAAGUAUGCAUGUCUCACGUGUGGAAAGGCCUUCCGCCUCGCCAGUAUCCUGCACAACCACCAGAGGAUCCACAACCGGGUGGCGAGUCACUUCAGCUGUCCUGCAUGUGGAAAGAGCUUCCAGGGCAGGUCUGGCCUAAAGAGGCACCGCUGCCGCAGAGGUCAGGAGAACUCCCCGAGAGCUGGAGUCCAGCAGUCAGAGAGGGGAGACAAGUGCUUCAUGUGUGACCUGUGUGGGCGCUCCUACCGCCACGCUGGCUCUCUCCUCAACCAUAAAAAGACACACUCCGAAAACCUCCACCACUGUACCUUGUGUCUCCAGACAUUUCCUGACCCUCUCACUCUACAGAUACACUCCCAGAUGAGGCGUCACUGCUGCCCCGAGUGCGGCAAGACCUUCUGUCUGGUCGCACACCUACAGAGCCACAUGGAGGUGCACGCUAAGGACCGGUCUGUGGUCUGCAACCCCUGCCAGCAGAGCUUUCCCAACACAGCCAGCUACCAGCAGCACCAGGACAUGCACCACAGGGCUCAGGACCCCUAUCAACAAGGCGUGGAUGAACCUGUAAAUAGCAACAUCUGCUGGGACUCGGGAAUAAAUCGGACCUUAGUGAUGGACGGGGUGCACAAGCAGGUUCCACCACCUUUGUCCCAUAUUCCAGGAAGCAUCACUCAUUCACAGAAGAGUAACGAGUCUGCUGGUACAGAGGAGAAGAGCCAUGUGUGCGAGCACUGCGGGCGCACUUACCGCCACGCCGGCUCCCUCCUCAACCACAAGAACAGCCACAAGACGGGCUCCUUCUUCUGCUCCAUCUGCCAGAAGGAGUUUACCAACCUUAUGGCUCUCAAGAACCACCGACGCAUUCAUACGGAGCCCAAGCGCUACCAAUGUCUUGAGUGCGGGAAGGCGUUCCGCGUGUCCACUCAGCUCAUAUGCCACCGACGAAUCCACACCAAAGAGAAGCCUUUUGCCUGCCUUCUGUGCGACAAGAGCUUUUCCAGCAAGUCCAACCUGCGGCACCAUCAGAAGAUGCACCAGAACACCCAGGCCUACGACUCCUCUUUUAGCAUGGAUGCUAACGCGUUUAUGGACUUGGACAUGGGGUCUUUCCUUUGAAGUCAGAUUCCGGAGCGUACAAGAGAAGAGGACAGCCGGUCCUCGGUUAUUCAUCCCUCUAUCAAUAAUUGUAAAACAGUAUUUAUUUUUUUUCAGAAAGUGCCACUUGGUCCUGACAAAAUCUCCUUUUGAAGACCUGCACAUUUCAUUACUGACUUCCUGUCUUACCUUCACAACAGAUGGUGACAUCACUCAAAAGUCGCCAAAGGGUUUAUGGGUCAGGUUUUUAAUAAGGCCUGAAUGUUUUCCAUGAAUACACAGGAUCCCACAAUACAGGGCGGCUGAUAAUAUUAGUCGCAGCUUAUUCCUCAAUGACAAACCAACCAACCAAAGUGAACAGUGCAGCCCAGGUCCAUGUUAAGGACAUUAACACUGAUAACAUGUUUUUAUUUUAUUUUUUAACACAGUACUGUUAUAAUAGUUAUUUCUCCUCUUAUGCUAUGUUUAAUUUUGUUCAGUGCCUCUGUAAGUUCCUUAGGAAACAAAAUAUACGAACUAUAUUUAUCUCUGAAUCCUUUCGUCAACUUUGCCGUCAGCGUCAAAGGACUGCUCACUUUCCUUUUGGAUCUCACAUAGGGCAAGCCUGUUGUUAUUAAGUCAAAUACCUCUGGGUGUGUCCAAAGGUCAGUGGCAAAGUGAUUUACUGAAAUCAUAUUAUCAAGUUAAUAGUCGUACUGCUAAUAAUAACCACGUCGAGUGACAUUGUAUGCUAAAAAUGGAUGUAUUUAAUAAUUUAUUCCUGUUAUUUUAUGUGCAUAUUUUAGUAGAAAAGCUUUUUAUGAAUGUUAAAAAAAAAGUCUUCUAAAACUCAUGUAGCCUUUUAAGGAACGCCAUCAGUCGAUUUGUAUUUACUUUUUUGGUUCUCCGUUACAACAGUCAGGAAUGAAUGAGCCGAGCAUUACUGGCAGCACUCAGGGUAAACCUUCAAAAGGAGCAUACCUGAUGUGGACAACAUUGUAGAUAAUCCGUUUCUGAUCUUAGCAUUUUCUUUUAAAAUUGUGCCAUUUCAACACUAAUAAUUUAGCUUAUGUAAUGGUUGUCAAAGUCACUUCAACAGUUAGCUGCAGCGCCACAUGCAGUGCAUGCUGUUGAAUUAUCAUCCAUCUUAAAAUCUUUGAGCAUCAGUUAUGUUGAAGUGCCAGUGCCUAAAAUGUAAGUCAAUUGUAGCAUUUUAAUGUGAACAAAACUCCUCUCUCACUGUACUUGUUAUAUAAUGUAAACCACAAAGUAGAUUUUAUAUUGCCCGUUAUAUAAUUAGAUUUUUUUUAAAUUUAAAUCUAUCUUCUGAUUUCUGAACCUCUUCAACCGCCAACCAUUAAAAUGUCUUAAAGCAGUCGGUAACCGAAGUAUUGAAACAGUGAAGUGAAAGUGGUUCCUUUUUGUCUCCAUGAAUUUUCUUCCCUCACAAAGGCUUUUAUUACAAUCACAUAUAGUGACUGUAUUUUUAAAAGAAAUUCUGCUAAGCACAAGUAUUACUACAAACAUACCAGGGCUUUAUGGAUUAACAAGGACAAACCAGUUUCAUCUUCACUGUCCUGUUCAUGAACCACUUUACGCUCUGUGAAAAAUGUGCAAUUAUUGAUUCUCUGGGUUAUUUUUUUGCCAAGUUGUCUAAUGUGCCUGCUGUUCCUUAAGUAGUUUCUUAUCAGAAAUCUAGCUUAAGAGAACACAUGGCCAUUGUUUUUAUAAUAUAGUCUGAAAUUAGAUUUUCUUUAUGCCUUAUACAUUACAUUUCAUGUAUGUUUGGCACUGUUCAGAAGUAUGAAAUACCUCAUGGAAAGCCCUGCCUACCUAGCAACUGCUACUUGCCUCAUGCAGCUUAAUUGUAGAUAAUACACUGUAAUGAUAGAGAUAGUUAUCAGUUCAAAUGGAAUGGAUGAAGCAUCAAUUUUAAGGUUUUAGUUUUUAGUUUGCAGAAGCUGUUUUCUCCAGAAAAUGGUUGUUUCUCUGCAGUUUCUCUUUUCAGAGUUAUAUUUGCACGUUUGUAGAUGUGACACUUGUAGCCUAAGGAGGACAGGAAGUCUAUAACUGGCCUGUUGUCAUCUGUCGGGGUUCCAACAGGCAAAGAGUCGACUGUUCAAUAGUUCACCUCAGCUAGUUUGCGGGUCGUAAUAUUUAAGCAAUAUGCUGAAAGUAUUUUCAGUGCAUGAACAAGUACAUCUCGUUUGUUUUUGUCUUACCAUUGUAUCGAGUGCAGUGCAGCAGUUUCAGUAUACUGACACUAGCCUUGACAGACCAUGGCAACUUGCCAUUUUCUGACAUGAUAUAAAAUCUGUAUUGUGUAUUAAUUGUAACGAUUUAGAUUAUCUUACUGUAACAUUUGUAUGCCACGGUAGCCUACACGUAACGACACAUGCACAUUUGAGUUUAAACUGUCUUAUUUUACAAUGUUCUCCAUCUAAUCUCCCUGUGGCACUUAACAUGUUCACUCCUCUGUCAUUGAUCACAAUCACAGCCUGGUAUUUGUGGCUUGUGUUAAUCUCAGAGCUCUUUCUGUAAAUAUUUGAAGGAAAAUAUUGGUUGGAUCUAUGUACAUUCAGAUUUUCCUCAGCAGGAGAAAACUGCUAGAUUAGCUAUCGUGUAAUAAAAAAGCAUAUAAAACA
Perca fluviatilis (European perch) is the source of this 7679-nucleotide messenger RNA. RefSeq names its product zinc finger protein 646 (gene znf646). The record is from RefSeq and is a predicted model, not a curated record. Gene Ontology annotation, biological process: regulation of transcription by RNA polymerase II. Bases 475 to 5076 code for a protein of 1533 amino acids. Gene Ontology annotation, cellular component: nucleus. The transcript is spliced from 4 exons. Lineage: Eukaryota; Metazoa; Chordata; Actinopteri; Perciformes; Percidae. Gene Ontology annotation, molecular function: RNA polymerase II transcription regulatory region sequence-specific DNA binding; DNA-binding transcription factor activity, RNA polymerase II-specific.